This is a messenger RNA of Engraulis encrasicolus (European anchovy), 2094 nucleotides long. RefSeq names its product carcinoembryonic antigen-related cell adhesion molecule 5-like. The transcript is spliced from 10 exons. The coding region runs from base 1 to 2094 and encodes 697 amino acids. The record is from RefSeq and is a predicted model, not a curated record. NCBI's taxonomy places the organism in Eukaryota, Metazoa, Chordata, Actinopteri, Clupeiformes, Engraulidae.
AUGGAUUCACAGAUUUUCUUCACGGUGUGGAUGUUAACAGCAGUUGGCUUGUGUCUGUGUGAAAAUCAUCAAAUAAUUGGACCGCUAAAUGGAGCAGUAGGAGGGAGUGUGGAGUUCAGACUCAUCAACCCACCAUCUGUAACACCUGAUGCAUUCACCUGGAGUUUUGGAACUAUACAGAUAUGCACUGCCGUUGGUGGUCCAGCGUCCAUAUCUCCUACUUACCGUGCCAGAGCCUCUGUGGAUGGAACCACAGCUACACUGGUGCUCAGGGACCUGACUCUCAGUGACACUGGGGAGUACAAAAUAGAGAUUUUCACUAAUGGUGUGGAAAACAAUGCAGCAGCGACACUGACAGUAUUUGAGAGAAUCUCCAAUGUGACACUAGCAGCCAAUCAGACUGAGCUGGUGGAGUUCAACCGCUCUGUCACUCUCACAUGCUCCGCCUCUGGCUCCUCCCCCUCAUUCCAAUGGUUCAACAGGAGUGAGGAGGUCACAGGAAGUGAUGGAGGGACUCUGACCAUAGAGAGUGUGACUCGCUAUGAUACUGGGCCAUACAAGUGCAAUGCAUCCAACAUCGUCAGCUUUGGAAUGAGCUCUGAGGUCACUAUGACCAUUGCCUAUGGUCCAGACAAUGCUGUAGUUAGAGUGACACCUGAAGCUGAGUUCUACAGCUCAGGAUCUACUAUCGUCCUGUCCUGCUCCUCUGAGUCCAGCCCUGCUGCCCAGAUCCAGUGGGCUCUGAAUGGAACCCUGCUGGGUAAAGAGGGACCAGAACUCAGACUGGAGAAUGUUCAGGCCAGUCAGAGUGGAGAAUACACCUGCUGGGCCCAUAAUAGUGAAACCCAGAGGUAUAAAUUAUCAUCUCCAACAAGCAUCACAGUGCUGGAGCGAAUCUCCGGUGUGACACUAGCGGCCAGUCCGACUGAACUGGUGGAGUUCAACAGCUCUGUCACUCUCACAUGCUCCGCCUCUGGCUCCUCCCCCUCAUUCCAAUGGUUUAACAGGAGUGAUGAGGUCACAGGAAGUGAUGGAGGGACUCUGACCAUAGAGAGUGUGACUCGCUAUGAUACUGGGCCAUACAAGUGCAAUGCAUCCAACAUCGUCAGCUUUGGAAUGAGCUCUGAGGUCACUAUGACCAUUGCCUAUGGCCCAGACACUGCUGACAUUAGAGUGACACCUGCCGAGGAGUUCUACAGCUCAGGAUCUACUAUCGUCCUGUCCUGCUCGUCUAUUUCCAGCCCUGCUGCCCAGUUCCAGUGGGCUCUGAAUGGAACCCUGCUGGGCAAAGAGGGACCAGAACUCAGACUGGAGAAUGUUCAGGCCAGUCAGAGUGGAGAAUACUCCUGCUGGGUCCAUAAUAGUAAAACCCUGAGGUAUACAUUGUCAUCACCAACAAGCAUCACUGUGUAUGAAAGGGUAUCUGAUCCUGCCAUAACAAUCUCUGGUAGUCCUGGUCCCCUGGUAGCAGGUAAAAGUUCUGUGAGCUUAACCUGUGAGGCCAAGGGCAACAUCACCACCAGGAAGUGGAUGAAGAAUGGAGGAAAUCUGUCUCCAGAACCAGACAGAGUCACCAUCGGUGAAGACAACAGAACAGUGUCCAUCAGUCCAGUACAGAAAGAAGACACAGGAGAUUAUACGUGCCAAGUUAGCAACCCCAUCAGUAAUGUGGAGGCCUCUGGAAUACUGAAAGUAAACUAUGGACCAGAGGCUGUUUUCAUUAAGGGAGAAGGCAAUGGAGGAGCCAUAAAGUUUGUCCAUCAGAUCAAUUUGAUCUGCUCAGUUGAGUCUGUUCCUGACUGCACCUACACCUGGACAUUAAAUGGGACACAUGAGAUAGGAACCGGAGCAUCGUAUAUUAAAGAGAAGAGUGUCUAUGAAGACAGUGGAAUCUACAUCUGCACGGCUUCAAACAGCAUCACUACAGGAACAAGCAAGGGGGGUUAUGAGCUAUCUGUUAAAGUGCCUGGCUCGUGUGGACACAGUGGAUUGUCUGUUGGAGCCAUAGUGGGAAUAGUAGUAGCUGUUAUAAUUGCCAUCGCUGCAGCAGGGAUUGGAAUGGUCUUUGAGAAACACAUCUACACAAAGAGGUGA